AUGGCCCCCGGCACGGCGGUCCGCCAGACCUGCUGCUGCUUCAACGUCCGCAUCGCCACCACCGCCCUGGCCAUCUACCAUGUGAUCAUGAGUGUCCUGCUGUUCAUCGAGCACGCCGUGGAGGUGGCCCACGGCAAAGCCUCCUGCAAAGUCUCCCAGAUGGGCUACCUCAGGAUCGCUGACCUGAUCUCCAGCUUCCUGCUCAUCACCAUGCUCUUUGUCAUCAGCCUGAGCCUGCUGGUCGGCGUGGUAAAGAACCGGGAGAAGUACCUGCUGCCCUUCAUGUCCCUGCAAAUCAUGGACUACCUGCUGUGCCUGUUCACCUUGCUGGGCUCCUACGUGGAGCUGCCUGCCUAUCUCAAGUUUGCUUCCCGGAGCCGGGCUCACUCCUCCAAGGUCCCGGUGUUAACCCUGCAGCUGCUGGACUUCUGCCUGAGCAUCCUGACCCUCUGCAGCUCCUACAUGGAAGUGCCCACCUAUCUCAACUUCAACUCCAUGAACCACAUGAAUUACCUGCCCAGCCAGAAGGAGAUGGCUUAUAACCAGUUCGUCAAGAUGAUGAUCAUCUUCUCCGUCGCCUUCAUCGCCGUCCUCAUCCUGAAGGUCUACAUGUUCAAGUGCGUGUGGAGAUGCUACCGGCUCAUCAAGUGCAUAAACUCGGCCGAGGACAAGAGCAGCUGCAAGAUGCUGCCGAAGGUGGUCCUGCCGUCCUACGAGGAAGCCGUGUCUCUGCCAUCCAAGACGCCGGAGGGGGACCCAGCGCCUCCCCCGUACUCCGAGGUCUGA
Messenger RNA from Pipistrellus nathusii (Nathusius's pipistrelle), 786 nucleotides. The record is from the annotation of a GenBank genome assembly. Lineage: Eukaryota; Metazoa; Chordata; Mammalia; Chiroptera; Vespertilionidae.